AUGGGCUUCUAUAUCUUCCUUCUCAUAGCUAUAGCGUUACGCCAAGUAUUUGGAGAACAGUCAAUAUGCUCUAUGCAAAUAGCCAUGGAGAUGUAUCUGCCAGAUCCUUGCGAUUGUACAAAAUAUAUACAUUGUUACCAUGGCGCCACUACAGUUCUUUCUUGCUAUCCUCAGUACUUUGACCCAGCCGUAUCCAAAUGUGUACCCUACAUUCCGUCUACAUGUCUUAACCAUUCACGUCGCACAACGCAUCACCCGGUACCCACAACGCCACGCACCUUACCCACUAUAACUAAGGAACCCACUCCAUUCCCAACAACUCCUCACCCGGUACCCACAACUCCACGUACCUUACCCACUAUAACUAAGGAACCCACUCCAUUCCCAACAACUCCUCACCCGGUACCCACAACGCCACGCACCUUACCCACUAUAACUAAGGAACCCACUCCAUUCCCAACAACUCCUCACCCGGUACCCACAACGCCACGCACCCUACCCACUAUAACUGAGGAACCCACUCCAUUCCCAACAACUCCUCACCCGGUACCCACAACGCCACGUACCUUACCCACUAUAACUAAGGAACCCACUCCAUUCCCAACAACUCCUCACCCGGUACCCACAACGCCACGCACCUUACCCACUAUAACUAAGGAACCCACUCCAUUCCCAACAACUCCUCACCCGGUACCCACAACGCCACGCACCUUACCCACUAUAACUAAGGAACCCACUCCAUUCCCAACAACUCCUCACCCGGUACCCACAACGCCACGCACCUUACCCACUAUAACUGAGGACCCCACUCCAUUCCCAACAACACCUCACCCGGUACCCACAACGCCACGCACCUUACCCACUAUAACUAAGGAACCCACUCCAUUCCCAACAACUCCUCACCCGGUACCCACAACGCCACGUACCUUACCCACUAUAACUAAGGAACCCACUCCAUUCCCAACAACUCCUCACCCGGUACCCACAACGCCACGUACCUUACCCACUAUAACUAAGGAACCCACUCCAUUCCCAACAACUCCUCACCCGGUACCCACAACGCCACGUACCUUACCCACUAUAUCACCAGCACCGACAAAACCAACAACUGAAAAACCAGUACCACCAACAACCGAUGUAACACCGACGUCUAAACCAAUGUGUGAACCAAUAUGCCACAAACGGGAUCUUUUUUUGAUAGUUGAUCCAGAUAAUGGAAGUCUAUAUUAUUAUUGCUAUUAUGGAACUCUAUUCCACUACGACUGUCCGACUAAGGUAUGUUAUUGA
Messenger RNA from Leptosia nina, 1287 nucleotides. The record is from the annotation of a GenBank genome assembly. NCBI's taxonomy places the organism in Eukaryota, Metazoa, Arthropoda, Insecta, Lepidoptera, Pieridae.